AUGGCCUCCAUGGCCUCCAUGACCAUGUCGCUAGUCGCGCGUGGCAUUUAUUCAGAUACCCCACCAGCCAUGCAGACCAGAGCCGAGAUGAAUCCGACACUUAUGAUGAGCUGGUGGGCUACUGUAUUCUCCCUGAUUAUCAUCGUCAUACGCUUAUUUGGUCGUUAUGUUCGUGUUGAACGCUUUUUCAUCGAGGACAAAGUCAUGAUGGCCAGCGUCUUUCCCCUAUUGAUUCGCAUGAUCCUUGUGCAUUUUGUUCUCAUAUUGGGGACCAACAAUACCACCAUCACAGGCUUGACAGAGAAGGAGAUAUCAAAUAGAGAGCUGGGUAGUAAACUGGUUCUUGCUGCGCGUAUAUUUUACGCCAUCUUCAUCUGGACAGCCAAAGUGACCGUGUGCGAAUUCCUAAAGCGAGUCACAGGUCUUACCUGGCGCCGCUCAACAACUUUCUUCCUCCGCUUCAUCUCCUUCUUUCUCUUCUCCACCUUGGUAGCUGUGGUCAUCGCAACCCUAUCAGAAUGUCAACCCUUCGACCACUACUGGCAGGUCGUCCCAGACCCAGGCCCAUCCUGCCGCAGCGGCUACAUCAACCUAAUCACAAUGGGAACCUGUGAUGUGAUAACCGACCUCUUACUCAUUGCCAUUCCUGUACCCAUAAUCCUCAUGGCCCAAAUGCCUCUGAAGCGCAGACUCGCCCUAUCAAUCCUCUUCUGCCUAUCUUUGAUACUAGUCGCCAUAACCUCCUACCGCGUCCCCUCCGUAAUCCAACACAACGGCUCCCAACAAUACCGCUCCCUCAUCGCCUCCUUCGAAAUCCUCGCCGCAACAGCAGUCUCAAACGUCCUAGUCAUAGGUUCCUUCGUCCGAGACCGCGGCGUCAAGAAACUAAAAUACAAACGCGCCCAAGGCUCAGCCUCCGUCUCAGAAAGCAUGGACAAAUCCUUCGUCCGCAGGAACACCGUCAUGCAAAACCAAUGGGGCUCAGACUCCGAACUCGCAACGGGUCUAUGCAUCCGUCUCGAUCCAGAUAUCUACACCAUCCCCGGAUCCUCAGACGGAACACGUCUACCUAAAGCACCAAUCGCUCCAUCUCAAGUCCCACUAGCAGUGGCACGAACAGGAUCCAUCGAUCCAACAUGGUCAUUUACAACCCGUCGUUCAGCAGACGACGACCACACCUCCACAACAGAUAGUCUCGAACCCAAAAUCUCACCACGCGAGUAUCUACGCACAAACCAAUCCCCACGUCAGGUCUCGCCGACAUCAGAGACACCACGUCGCGUCUCAUUCUCAGAUGUCGGCGGUUUAUUGACAAGAGCACUACCGGAGUCUGGAUCUGGUCAUGUGCGCGCCCAGACUUGUCUGUCAUCGCCUGUAGAAACCACGGAGCGUCGGAGAAGUGGCGGGAGUAGGGCCUUUUUACAAGAUCUAGGGAUUUUUGGACCGCGAGCGACAUUUACAGCUCGGCCGCCGCUUUCUGCACCUCCAGAUCUGCCGUUUCCUGCGGCUGCUUUUGGUUCUCGUUUGGUUUCGGUGUCUGGUUCUUCGGAUUUAACUCUCGAUACUAAUGUCGAGCUUCAUGAUGUUGGUGGGUUGUUACGACAUGAUCAUUAA
Penicillium griseofulvum is the source of this 1614-nucleotide messenger RNA. RefSeq names its product putative integral membrane protein Pth11-like. The record is from RefSeq and is a predicted model, not a curated record. The coding region runs from base 1 to 1614 and encodes 537 amino acids. NCBI's taxonomy places the organism in Eukaryota, Fungi, Ascomycota, Eurotiomycetes, Eurotiales, Aspergillaceae. The transcript has 2 exons.